GGCGGAGCCGGCUGUCGCUCGGCGGUGCCGGCCCGGUUGCCCAGGGAACGGGCUCCCGGCAGCCCCCGCGGCCCGGAGUCCGUCCCCGCCUCCCCCGGCCCGGCGGGGCCGAAGAGUCCGGAGGGGCAGCUGCGGGAGCCCCCAGGUUUCUUCGAUGCCAAAUAAACAUUCCUUUUCCUGCCUGAAGGUCAUCUGUGGAAACCUUGGCCAUGGCGUCCACAUCAGAGCCUGUUACCUUCAGAGAGUUCUGCCCUUUGUACUAUCUCCUCAAUGCCAUUCCCACAAAGAUCCAGAAGGGUUUCCGCUCUAUUGUGGUCUACCUUACGGCCCUUGACACCAAUGGGGACUACAUUGCUGUGGGCAGCAGCAUCGGCAUGCUCUAUCUGUACUGCCGGCACUUCAACCAGAUGAAAAAAUACAACUUUGAGGGGAAGACGGAAUCCAUCACGGUGGUGAAGCUCCUGAGCUGCUUCGAUGACCUCGUGGCUGCUGGCACAGCCUCUGGGAGAGUUGCAGUUUUUCAACUUGUGUCUUCAUUGCCAGGGAGAAAUAAACAGCUUCGGAGAUUUGAUGUCAGCGGUAUUCACAAAAAUAGCAUAACAGCUCUGGCCUGGAGCCCCAAUGGAAUGAAAUUGUUCUCUGGAGAUGACAAAGGGAAAAUUGUAUAUUCUUCUCUGGAUCUAGACCAGGGCGUCUGUAACUCCCAUUUGGUGCUGGAAGAGCCGUCUUCAAUUGUGCAGCUGGACUAUAGCCAGAAGGUGCUGCUUGUCUCUACUUUACAAAGAAGUCUGCUUUUUUACACUGAAGAGAAGUCUGUCAAGCAAAUUGGAACACAACCAAGGAAAAGCACUGGCAAAUUUGGGGCUUGUUUUAUACCAGGACUUUGUAAGCAAAGUGAUCUAACCCUAUAUGCGUCACGGCCUGGGCUCCGGCUAUGGAAGGCUGACAUCCAUGGGACUGUUCAAGCCACAUUUAUCUUAAAGGAUGUCUUUGCUGGAGGAGUCAAGCCUUUCGAACUGUACCCGCGUCUGGAGUCCUCUGACAGGGGCAGUUGCAGCUUACCCGAGAAACACCUGGGCCUUGUUUCAUGUUUCUUUCAAGAAGGCUGGGUCUUGAGCUGGAAUGAAUACAGUAUCUACCUUCUAGACACCAUCAACCAGGCCACAAUUGCUGGUUUGGAAGGAUCCGGUGAUAUCGUGUCUGUUUCCUGCACAGAAAAUGAAAUAUUUUUCUUAAAGGGAGAUAGGAACAUUAUAAGAAUUUCAAGCAGGCCUGAAGGACUACCGUCAAUAGUGCGAGACGCUCUGGAGACAUCAGGAUGUACAGAGGAAGUCCAUGUGCAGCGUGUGGAGAAACCAUCGGGAGCCGCAGUUUCUGAGACGAGGCUCAGAGGCUCUUCUGCGGCCAGUUCCAUGGCCAGCGAGCCGAGGAGCAGGAGCAGCUCACUCAACUCCACUGACAGUGGCUCCGGGCUCCAGGCAGCCCCAGAGCUGGGCAAGGGCAGCCAGCCCACCUCACAGAGAUUCAGUGUGAUUAGCUCGGAAGACUUUGACCAGGAGCUUGUUGUGCAGCCUCUCAAAGUGAAAAAGAAGAAGAGGAAGAAGAAGACGACAGGUACCGUCUGCAGCAAGUGCCACCGACUCCUUCUGCUCACGUGGGAAGGCGGAAGCAGGAGCACCUGCCACAGUUCCUUUGAAUCGACUCCCUGCUGUGAGUUUCCUGGUGACAGUCCCCAGUCCUUGAAUGCAGACCUGCUGUCCAUGACCUCAAGUUUGGGCAGCAUCAUGGAUCGGUUAAGCACAGAGCCUCCUGACCAGGAGAGCAACCUCAUUGGAGAGGUGAAUGGUGUCCUGCAAGAAAAUCAUGACCCUGAAGCAUUUAGUGUCCUGGAUGUGGCUGAACCAGUCCCUGACUUACUGAAGGAAGAAAAUGACAGUAGAACUGAAAUCCCACAAUGUAACCAAGCAGGCGAGAUGGAGCCACACAAUGGAGUGUUGAGUUCACUGUUGCAACCCAGGGAAGAUGUGGAAGGAAGUGAUGUCACAGAACUCGAAGAGGAGCCUUGUCCUGGGCACGAUGGACAGAGUAGCAGACAGUUACCCUGCCGAGAACAGUACAGCUCUGCUGAGGCCCAGGAGGUGGGAGACAUGGAGCCUGAUGACCCCCAAAGCACUUUUUCUGAAGCCCCCAUCCUGGCCUCACCCCCAGUGCCUUCCAGCCUCAGCUGGGCCCCUAGUGCUGAGGAGUGGCUGCUGGGGACCAGAGCUGACGAAGGCAGCCCUGAGGAGCUCAGCGAAGAGCAGGGCUUCCUAACACAUGCAGAGGCCCCUGACCACCUCAGCUCAAAUCCCUGGCAUGCUGUCAUUGCUGAUGACACAGGCCAGAGGGUGAUGGCCACUUCUGAAUGUGACUUGGGGGAGGUAGGAGGACGACUCACUCCCCCAGUCUCUACUUUGGCAGCCAGCGUCCAUGAGCCUCGCCUUGAGCAGCCUUCACGGGACCAGGUGUUGACGUCCAGUGACGAGGAGGACAUCUACGCACACGGGCUGCCCUCUUCAUGCUCGGAGACAAGUGUGACAGAGCUCGGAAGUAGUCGCUCCCUGCAGGACCUAAACCAGCCAGGCACAGAUGACACUGGGCUGCUGAAGUCAGAUCAGUUUGCAGAAAGCUGGAUGGGCUACUCUGGUCCCGGCUACGGCAUACUCAGCCUGGCGGUCUCCGAGAAAUACAUUUGGUGCCUGGACUACAAAGGUGGCCUGUUCUGCAGUGCGCUGCCUGGCGCUGGGCUGCGCUGGCAGAAGUUUGAAGAUGCCGUCCAGCAGGUGGCAGUCUCACCCUCAGGAGCCCUUCUCUGGAAGAUUGAACAGAAAUCUAACCGAGCUUUCGCUUGUGGAAAAGUGACUAUCAAGGGGAGGCGGCACUGGUACGAAGCUCUGCCGCAGGCCGUAUUUGUGGCCCUGAGCGAUGACACAGCCUGGAUCAUCAGGACAAAUGGAGAUCUGUACCUGCAGACAGGUCUCAGCGUGGAUCGUCCCUGUGCUAGAGCCGUGAAGGUCGACUGUCCUUACCCACUGUCCCAGGUCACAGCCCGAAACAGCGUGGUGUGGGUGCUGACAGAACAGAGAGCCCUCUUGUACCGCGAGGGCGUGAGCAGCUUCUGUCCAGAAGGGGAGCAGUGGAAAUGUGACAUCGUCAGUGAAAGGCAAGCUCUAGAACCUGUCUGUAUAACUCUCGGGGACCAGCAGACCUUGUGGGCCCUGGACAUCCGAGGAAACCUGUGGUUCAGAACUGGCAUCGUUUCCAAGAAGCCCCAAGGAGAUGAUGACCAUUGGUGGCAAGUGAGCAUCACAGACUAUGUGGUGUUCGACCAGUGCAGCUUAUUCCAGACCAUCAUCCACGCCACGCAUUCAGUGGCCACAGCAGCUCAAGUCCCUGUCGAAAAGGUGGCAGAUAAACUGCGCAUGGCAUUUUGGUCUCAGCAGCUUCAGUGCCAGCCGAGCCUUCUAGGGGUCAACAACAGUGGCAUCUGGAUAUCCUCAGGCAAGAAUGAAUUCCAUGUCGCUAAAGGAAGUCUCAUCGGCACUUACUGGAAUAAUGUUGUUCCCCGUGGGACAGCUUCUGCAACAAAAUGGGCCUUUGUGUUGGCUUCCACUGCUCCCACAAAGGAAGGAAGCUCCUUGUGGCUGUGCCAGAGCAGCAAGGACCUGUGCAGCGUGAGCGCCCAGAAUGCUCAGUCGCGCCCCUCCACAGUGCAGCUGCCUCCCGACGCCGAGAUGAGGGCAUACGCCGCCUGCCAGGACGCUCUGUGGGCCCUGGACAGCCUUGGCCAGGUGUUCAUCAGGACGCUUUCCAAGAGCUGCCCCGCAGGCAUGCACUGGACCAGGCUGGACCUCUCUCAGCUAGGAGCUAUAAAACUGACAAGCUUGGCGUGUGGAAAUCAGCACGUUUGGGCCUGCGAUUCCAGGGGUGGAGUUUACUUCCGCGUAGGCACCCAGCCUCUGAAUCCCAGUCUGAUGCUUCCAGCCUGGAUAAUGAUUGAGCCACCUGUGCAGCCCGCCGGGGUCACCUUGGUCAGCAUCCAUUCCAGCCCCAAUGACCAGAUGCUAUGGGCGCUCGACAGCAGGUGGAAUGUGCACGUCCGAACUGGAAUCACCGAGGAGAUGCCAGUGGGGACCGACUGGGAGCAUGUGCCAGGGUUGCAGGCCUGCCAGCUGGCACUGAGCACCAGGACUGUGUGGGCCCGCUGCCCCAACGGUGAUCUCGCACGACGGUAUGGCGUCACUGACAAAAACCCUGCUGGAGACUACUGGAAGAAAAUUCCCGGACAUGUGACGUGUGUCACAGUGACCUCGUCAGACGAGCUGUGGGCAGUGGGCCCCCCUGGCUACCUCCUCCAGCGUCUGACAAGGACUUUCAGCCACUCGCACAGUGCCCAGAGCGGCCACGCCACCUCCCCCCACCCUGAGGACCUGGAGGACGAGUGGGAGGUCAUCUGAAGGAGCUCUCAGGGCGAGUCGCUCAGGAAGGAGGAAGCUGAGACUCGUGUGGUGGACACAGUCGGUUUCUGAGUCACUCAUUCUUAGACACGCCUCAUCAACUCUUGUCCAGACACGUCUGGCCAGGUCGGACACCCACACUUGCUUUCAUCCAUAUUUGUUUCCAUCUCAUUCCAGAACCCACAGCCUCAGCCAAGGGAUCCGUCGCUGUAGCAGCAGUGCCUCUGAACUCUCGUGAGGUCAUCUCCGAGUGGGCCAUGGCUGCUGCCAGUUGCAUGCACUACAGUUAGCCCUGUGCUGCGCUCACGUUCUCAUCACUGACCCCUGCAGGUCCUGUUGUGGGGGAUGACGUGGGAGCUUCCCGUGGGCAGGACGAAUCAGAGCCAGCUCGGGGACAUGGCUGUGAGCCCCUGCAGGCAGCCCUGUUAGUAGCCCCUGGGCUAAACAGAGCCGGAGGUCAUUGCUCUCCAGCCACUGAAGGUGUUCCUGUGACGGCUUUGUCUCCAUCACACGUCCCUCCACCUCCUCUCUAAGACGCCAGUUCCAGCACACAUUCCACGCUAGACAGCCCAGAUGAGAAACCAAGGCUGUUUGAGAGGUGGGGUGCUGGGCUGUGCCAGGACGGAGAACACACAUGCAGACGACACACAGGCCACGCCGCACCCUCCCUGCCCACUCACAGGCCAGGGCCUGCUGGCUGCACACAUCAGCCCAAACAAUACACGCCAGUGAAUGGAAGGCUCUGGAAGCAUGCGCGUGUCCAAGGCAGGGAUGGCACGGGGAGGCAGUUGGACGUGGGCAGGGGGAGCUUAGCCAUAGUAGCUAACUAACCGAGAUGCGUCUUGGGAAUGAUAUUGAACUAAUGCUGCUGGCGGAUGUCAGAAAAACCAGAAGCAUCCUCAGAGGAUGAAUCUACUAAUUAUUGCCUUUUUUGUUUGUUGUAAUACAAACCUGCAUAAGAUACCUCAUUUGAAAUCAAAUCUUACCAAUUUAGAAGAGAAGUGUAUUUUCCAAAACCAGUGGAAGGCCUUUCAUUCCUUCCCAUGGUUCGUCCUGAGCCUGCACUGUCUUCGGCUACAGCUUUUCAGGAAGGGUGGGCAGCCCCCUGUGUGUCCUCGACGUGCAGGGCAGUCAUGGGACCUGCGGCUGGCUCCAAGUGGGAGCCCGGCACUGUCAGCAGGGUGUUUGGGUUGACACCCCCAGAAGGUUGAACCUGGUGCCUGCAGUGGUCAGUUGCUGUGGCCACGUCAGCUGUCGGUCCUUGGGGUCAGCCUGCAGUGCCCACUCUCCUUGCUGGCAUCUGAGCUAUAGGAGUGGGCAGCCCAGCCCGCAUCCGGCCCUGAGCCCGCCCCACCCUCCUGGAGGCAGCAGGAGGCGGGACUGCAGCCCCGCGGCUUUUUUUAGCCUCCUUUGGCCCCCGGUCAUCCCUGGAGGCCUCUUUUCUACUGAGUGAGUGUCUGGGAGCCCUGGGGCCACAGGUGAAGACCAAUAAAGUAUGUUCUCUGACAGGACCCAGCCCGCCAGGAAGAUGGAGGUUUUCCGGGUCUAAACCAGGACGAGAUGCUGAAAUCCCAGAUCUCACUUCACACUUCACUUUUAUAGAAUCUUCUUUUUAAAUGUUUGGUGGCAGCAGAGGCCGCCCCAGGCUGGCUGCGGCUCCUCUUCCGCGUCUGGUGUGCCUUGUCCAGCUCCUCUCGGUGGAACGCUCUCCUAAUCCCACGGGACUUCAGUGCAAUUCAACCCAAGUCUCGUUUGCUACUUUUCAACGACUUGUAGCUUCAGUGCUUUGUAGUUUUCUUUCUGGUUUUAAUUUUCAGUUGUGCUUUGAGACAGUGCAAUAAACUAGACUUUUCCAAACCUA
This is a messenger RNA of Equus caballus (horse), 6357 nucleotides long. It is a transcript of the gene TECPR2, whose product is annotated as tectonin beta-propeller repeat containing 2. The record is from RefSeq and is a predicted model, not a curated record. Gene Ontology annotation, molecular function: protein binding. Lineage: Eukaryota; Metazoa; Chordata; Mammalia; Perissodactyla; Equidae.